UACAACCCUUUGAUCCCAAGCAAAUGAAUGUAACGGAUAAAGCCUCGCAGAGUUACUACUCGUUAAUUAUAGAUUAUUGGACUUAAGAUAAAUUAUUGGAUUUCCAGCCAAUGCGGAAUUGUUAAAAAUCAGGGUGAAGCUUUGAUAUUGGAAUACCACCCACCUAUACCUAUCUCACAUGCGGCACGGCAGUCAGUUGUCUAUUGAUAAUCAGUCUACGGGUCAAAAUGACAUGUGUCUAUGAUAAUACACAUUUGACAUUAGUGAUUACUGAUUAGACAGUGAUUCGAUUAUUGUUAUAAAAGCUAUUAUGAAAUGUAAUGUAUCACAAAUAAAUAUUUUUACAUGCUAUUUUAAUGUUCAUUAGUACUGUAUAAUUUUGUUCUUCGCCCGUGCGUGUAUUAUAAACGUAAUUUUAAGUUCUGGAAGUUGUAAUUACACUUCAUGCAAGCGUAAAAAAGGAAGUACAGCAAUGGAUUCAUGUCUCGGAGUGGAGCAAGACUUAGACAAAGCAACUACGAAAUUUACAGCUUUAAAUGAACAUACAAAUAAUUUUUUGCAAGACUUAAUAUGUCGUGUAGAAUGUUUGAAAAAAGAAAUUUCGCAAAAUACUGCAAAUACUCCUUUGACACCAGACCAAGCUAUGGUUAUAAGUGACCUGGCUGCUGCACUUAAGCAAUCUGUGUUUCAAAUUUCUACUGAUCACAGGGAGUUGCACGCAACGGUGUCCCGUGUAGGCAAGUCAAUUGAUCGGCACUUCAUCACUGAUUAUGCCUCAGUUGCACCCAAAGCUGAGUCAUUUUGCAAUGAUACAAACAGACCAAUCAUGGAGCAGGCUAUUGCACAGCAUUUAUAUAGACAGGGUUUGGAAGACGUCGGCGACACUUUCGUAGCUGAAGCUAAUGUUGCACCCGUAGAACGUACAUGCACAUUCGCCCAACUGCAAAGAUGCGCCGCCGCACUGGCAGAAGGAGACCCGGCUCUCGCCAUUGAGUGGGUCCAGAAACACGCCGAGGACUUGGAGCAUUCACCGCUACCAUUCACUUUACAUAGGAUGCAGGCGCUUAAGUUGGCUCGCGAGAAAGGCGUCGUGCCCGCUAUAGAAUACGCCCGCGAGAACUUCCCAGCGCACGCGACGCGACACGAGCGCCAGUUACAGGCGGCCGUUUGCGCACUCGCGUGGUGCACACCCGCUGCGCCUCCCGCGCCGCAGCGGUACACGCACCUACUGGACCCCAAGGCGCUUGGGCUGGAGGCGUCGGAGCUGUUCACCCGCUCGGCGUGCAGCGUGGUGGGCGUGGCGGCGCUGUCGCCGCUGGCGGGCGCCGUGCUGGCGGGCGCGCGGGUGGUGCCCGCGCUGCACGACAUCCGGGCCAAGAUGGCGCACCCGCACGUGGUGGCCGCCUGGGCCGACGACGAGCUGCCGCUGGAGGUGGACCUCGGGGAAGAAGGUGGUGGAUACCACUCGGUGUUUGCGUGUCCCAUCCUGCGGCAGCAGGCGUCAGAGCAGAACCCACCCAUGAGGCUGCUAUGUGGACACGUCAUCAGCCGGGACGCGCUUAACAAGCUGGCUCUGGGGCUCAAAUUGAAAUGCCCCUACUGCCCUAUGGAACAGUCGCCGGCCGAAGCGAGACAGAUCUACUUUUCCUAAUCCGUGCAAAUUGCCGCAAACACAUUCUCUUAUAAACUGCCAAUACUUUGUUAUUUAUUCGUAAUACAUCGCCGUAGUCUAAGAGUGAGAUCUAUAGAGCCUACUUAGACUUUGCUCAGACUUUACUUACGUAAAACUUAGCUGAUUGUGAUAAAACGUGAACUUGGCUUUUGCAUUAGGCUGUCUUAGCUCAAGCUCUGUAUAAUUUCAGCUAUAUAGUAUACUAUUGCUCGAACCCGAAGCCCUUGAACGCUGGAGUGCCCCAAGGCUGUGUACUAUCCCCCACAUUGUUUCUUCUGCAUAUCAAUGAUAUGUUGGACACCUCCAACAUACAUAUUGCUAUGCAGACGACAGCAUUGGUGGUGCCGUAUACACGGGCCAUGCAAGUGUCUCUCGGAAAAUCGUCGACCAGUGCCGGGAGCAACUAUAAAAACGAAAUCCAAGAUCAUGCUAAGCUUACAAUCAGCUAAGUUUUACGUAAGUAAAGUCUGAGCAAGGUCUAAGUGCGUUCUACAGAUCUCACUCAGCCUAAGAUCGGAAUAGGAAGCAGCCUCCACCUAUCUGUGUAACGGGUGAAAUGUUUAAUAUUAAAUUCAAUUUUUUUAUAUGUUGCGAGUUGACUGAAAAAGUCUGUCAAGGUCAAGAUUUACUUAAAAAACAUAAACGAAGUUCAGCGCAUUUUUUUUAUAAUAUGUGACCGUGAAUGAAAUCAUAUGUUUUUUAUAUAAGGCUACUUUUUAACGAUACAUGACUUUUACCUGGCAACCCAAUAGUAAUGACGGAAAUUAUAAACCUAACAUUUUAAUAUGCUAUCAUUAGCUUGAAACUUCCUAUCGGUACUUAUGUAAUUUGUCCUUUAAUGGAAUGAGUGAAUUUGAUUAUUUUUUUUUUAAUUUUCAUUUAUUAUAACGUCCACCACUCGAGCAAUAUCUGUUAGCAUAUUACAUUAAUGUAGUAUAAAUUAUUGUAAAGUAUAUCCUGUAGAUGAAGCCACAACCUGAGAGUUGAACAAAGCAUACAAGAUUUUUUACAAACGAUACGUCACUCGAAUGGUUGGCUCAGUUGGAAUGAGCGCUCGCGCAGGUUCGAGUCCCGCAUCGUUCAUAAAAUUUUGUUUUCUGUUUUAUUUGUGUAAUUAAUCCCAGAAGUGAGGGUUAUCACUUCAAAAAGAUAACAAAUUGUUUAGCAUAUUAAAUUUGAAAUAUUUUUAUCUAUAUUUAUCUUUCAAACAUUGUACGGAUAGGUGACGGUCCUUUACUAUUGUAACUCUAAUCUUUAUCUCCAGUUUCUUCUGCCGUUGUAUAUUCAACUGACGAUGAUGACCGUUAGUUUAGAGAAAGGGUAGCUCUUGAAUUCCUUUUAACCACAAUAGUUAGUAGUUUAUCAUACGAAGAAAAUGCAAAUGGACUGCCUACCACGAGUUCCAUAUUGAAGUCACCACACAGGGGUUAGAGUGCGCGAAGUUGUCUCGCGCUCAACACAAAAAAUUAUUAACUUUUUUUAUGACAAAAGGGAUGAGACGAGCAGGACGUUCAGUUGAUGGUAAUUUCUACGCCCUGCCCAUUAUAAUGCAGUGCCGCUUAAGCUUCUUGAAAAACCCAAAAAUUCUGAGCGGCACUACAAUUGCGCACGCUACCUUGAGACAUAAGAUGUUAAUUCUCAUUUGCCCAGUAAUUCCACUAGCUACGGCGCCCUCUAGACCCAAACCCAAUUAUUCCUACACAUUACUGCUUCACAGCAGAAAUAGGCGCCGUUGUGGUACCAAUAAUCUAGCCGGCAUCCUGUGCAAAUUGGCCUCUUUCCUUAGGCCUAGGACUUCGCUAUUCGUUUAAAUUAGUUUUUAAUGGUUAAUACUAAGUGCAAUAGAACAUUCACUGAUGAUUAAUGGUUCAUAGUAUCGAGUUAAGUGACUCAGAUACAAAAUUGUUACGAUGAAAAUAUGAUAUCAAAUGACUGAGUAAUAAACUGAAGCUAACUACAGGUACAUCACAAAAACAGAUUUGAAACGUACAUCUGUUAUAUAUUACAAAAAUUGGUGUUUUCCUGUAAGGAGUUCUAGUUUCCAUAGCUAUAAAUGUUCCUUAGUUUUUUCGAUUUAUGAAUAAAAAAGGUAAUCGAAGGUAUUUUGUUUUAAUGUGGCGUUUUGUCUGAAGAUCUCAUAUCACAACUAAUGAACACAGCACUGCGCUUGACACAGUGAAUCAAGAGAAAUGGCUUUUGAUCCGGUGUCGUUUGGGAGUUUUGGGACUCAAUGGUAUUGAAGCUGGAAGGGGCUUGGUGCCCGAACAUAAUUGCAUAAUUGUUGUAUCUAAUAUUUUUCGAUCGGGUACUACAAUCGUGUUACUGUAGUUGGAAUUAUUAAAAAAUUAAAUACGUCGUUAUACACACAAACAACACUGAACUUUUGGGCGGUGGAACGAUAAGUUUUCGAAUUAAAACCCUUCUGCACAAUGAGACAGUAGGAAUCACAGAACUUAUAUUCUCUUUGAACAUGUGGUAUAUCUUGGGCAGCAUCAGCUCGCAAUAUCUCUCAAUAUUCUGUUCAAUCAUUUUUCGAUUUUGUUUAGGACAUACAACAGGAACAUUAUUUUGUGAAUAAUUUUUUUUUAUAAAGAAAUCAUAAGAUCAUAUUAUAACGUGUCCACUUUAGUAAAAAUUAUACAAAGAAUUCAAUUGCAAUAUUUUUAUUUUGACGCGUUUAGCAAAAUAAUCACAAUUUCUCGUACAACUCUGAAAGAGCGGCGAUAUCACGGCACGAAUCACAAAAUACGUUUUUUGCUUACAAUAACCAAGCUUGUUUAUCUAGCAACCCGUAACAACCAUAAUGAUACCUCGACUAUUGUAAACACAAGUGGCAUAAGCGCCUAAAGUGGCCGCGCCGGGUUUGGCGCCAUAACAGCUGGCAUAUCAUAUCAUAUAACUAUUCAAAUAAUUUUGGUGCCAUUUAGUAAGUCUUAAAGGUAAUGUUUAAUGUCUGCUUUAGUCAAGGACGCAACCCCUACCAGCUACAAUACAUUUACCUACCAACUCCCGUCGCACAAUACUUUGUACCCUGCAAUAAAGGAUUUUUAUAUUAAUAUUUACGUGAAAAUCUUAUGGAAUUCCUUAUGAGGCUCUGAGCUCCGCCUCUAUCAUUGACCAAACAAUAAUCUCCGUUCCUACUAAUCUCUUAGAGAGCCCACCUGAGAGACACUACCUCCACAAAGAACACAUUCUUGAAUGUCUCUGAAAAUUAAUUUGAUAGUAACUUCUGUGACUGUUCUCAUACAUACAUAGACAUGUUAUAUUGUCGUUGAUACAAGAUUGCAAUAAAUACUAUAUGUAUAGGCUCCGGCAGAGAUCUUGAGCGGUUUGAUUGAAAAUAGGGUCUACUGGGCAGAGUGCGGAGUAUUCUUCGUGCAGUGCAUGUAAUAAUGUAAUGUAUAAUUAUUGCAGACACAAUAUAACAAUAUUAUCAUUAAUCUCCGUUAUAUUCAAUAAAGAUGUGUGUGAUUUGAUAUUAAAAUUACACAAUGAUGUUAUACAUUUAGUGAAUUGGAGAAUACUGUAACAUAAGAGUAGAUUAUAAUUAUUAUUAGAUUUAAAUGUGAAAUAUUUCUUGUUAGAAUAUCUUGGUUAUUGUAUUAUAUUGAUAUAAUGCUUUGUUUUAUUAUUAAAACUAUUCUAGAAUG
Messenger RNA from Leptidea sinapis, 5322 nucleotides. It is a transcript of the gene Sou, whose product is annotated as E3 ubiquitin-protein transferase RMND5B. The record is from RefSeq and is a predicted model, not a curated record. Gene Ontology annotation, molecular function: protein binding; ubiquitin protein ligase activity. NCBI's taxonomy places the organism in Eukaryota, Metazoa, Arthropoda, Insecta, Lepidoptera, Pieridae. The transcript is spliced from 8 exons. Bases 473 to 1651 code for a protein of 392 amino acids. Gene Ontology annotation, cellular component: cytoplasm; GID complex; nucleus. Gene Ontology annotation, biological process: proteasome-mediated ubiquitin-dependent protein catabolic process.